AUGGCCCCGAUUCCCAUAACAAUAGUGACGGGGUUCCUCGGAUCAGGAAAAACAACCCUGCUCCUGAACCUAAUCCCCCAACUCCCAAAGACCUACAAGCUCGCCCUCCUCAAGAACGAAUUCGGCGACUUAGCCGUGGACUCCCAACUAGCCUCAACACAAUCCAUCAGCGGCGUGCGCGAACUCCUCAACGGCUGUAUCUGCUGCAACCUCGUCGGCCAACUCAGCGAUGCGCUGGACCAACUCCGCGCCGAAGUGCAACCGGACCGGAUUGUGAUCGAGACCAGCGGCAGCGCAUUCCCUGCCACUCUCGCGAUGGAGGUGAACCGACUCGCGCGUGAGAGCGGACAUUACGUCCUCGAUGGUGUCAUUAGUGUUAUCGAUGUGGAGAACUGGGAGGGGUAUGAGGAUACUUCGUACACGGCGAAGAUCCAGGCGAAGUAUACCGAUUUGAUUGUUUUUAAUAAGUGGGAGGAUUCGCCGGGACGGUUUGAUGUUUGUUUGGAUCGGGUGGGUGAUUUGGAGGUUGAGACGCCUUGGGUUAAGUCGAAUAAGGGGAAGGUUGAUAUGGAUGUGUUGCUUGGUAUUGAUGGGGCUUUGUUUAAGGAGUCGGAGGAUGGGGUUACGGCUGGCCAUGGACAUGAUCAUCACCAUCAGCAUGAUCAUCAGUCUGAGGUGGAGGUUCUUUCUGUUCUUUUGAAGUCGGAUGUUGAGGGCAAGACGGUUGAUGUUGCUGCUCUGGAGCGGUUCCUGUCUUCUGCGUCUCGUGAGGAGGUGUAUCGCAUCAAGGGCAUUGUUCGUUGCUCGAACAAGGAUCUUCCGGUGGAGUCAUCGGAUAAUUCCAUUGCGAGGCAGACCCUCGAGACGGAUGGGGUGCAGUAUUAUAUUCUCAACUGGGCGUUUGGACGCUGGACUUGCACUCCCUCCGCUGUUGUUGCGGAAUCCGCAGACCCGGCUGUCAUUGCGCGCAUUACAUUGAUUUUGGCUCGAUACGAGUCGGCCAAGUGGAAGAAGAAGCUCGAAGCGGGUGGGCUGGUUCAGGCGGGUGAGGGAGAGGGUGUGGAGCUAAGUGUGGAGCGCUUGGUCUAG
Penicillium griseofulvum is the source of this 1089-nucleotide messenger RNA. Its product is annotated as GTP-binding protein. The coding region runs from base 1 to 1089 and encodes 362 amino acids. The transcript has a single exon. Gene Ontology annotation, cellular component: cytoplasm. NCBI's taxonomy places the organism in Eukaryota, Fungi, Ascomycota, Eurotiomycetes, Eurotiales, Aspergillaceae. The record is from RefSeq and is a predicted model, not a curated record.